UUAAUAAUUCUGCUUUUUAAUCCAGGAUUUGAGUGUAUUGUGAAUGCUGCUAAUCAAGGUGUUAGUUUGAAGUUUGCUUAGUAAAGUACUAAAUAACUCAAUAUUCUGCACUAGCUUGAAGAUUGAAGAUGUCUAUUUCAGCAAUAUAUAUUCUAGAUGUUAAAGGCAAGGUGUUGAUAUCCCGGAAUUACCGUGGGGAUAUCGACAUGUCUGCCAUAGAGAAGUUCAUGCCGCUGGUCAUGGAGCGGGAAGAUGAUGGCCAACUUGCCCCAAUAGUCCAGACGGACCAGGCAACAUUCUGCUUCGUGAAAGUGAGCAACUUGUAUGUGGUUUCAUCCACUCAAAUCAACGCGAAUGUGACGAUGGUCUUCUCCUUCUUACACAAACUUGUCAAUGUUUGCUCCGAGUAUUUCAAGGAAUUGGAGGAGGAAAGCAUCAGAGACAACUUUGUGAUAGUUUACGAGCUGCUUGAUGAGCUCCUGGACUUUGGAUAUCCUCAGACCACCGACUCGAAGAUCCUGCAGGAGUACAUUACCCAGGAGGGCCAUAAGCUGGAGGUGGCGCCGCGGCCUCCCAUGGCCGUGACCAACGCCGUGUCGUGGCGCUCUGAGGGCAUCAAGUACCGCAAGAACGAGGUCUUCCUGGACGUUAUUGAGGGCGUCAACCUGCUGGCUAACUCGAGCGGGAACGUGCUUCGCUCCGAGAUCGUGGGCAGCAUCAAGAUGAGGGUGUACCUCUCAGGCAUGCCUGAGCUCAGGCUCGGCCUCAACGACAAGGUCUUGUUUGAGAGCACAGGGCGCGGCAAGAGCAAGAGUGUCGAGCUCGAGGACGUCAAGUUCCACCAGUGCGUCCGCCUCUCCAGGUUCGACAACGACCGCACGAUUUCCUUCAUCCCUCCCGACGGCGAGUUUGAGCUCAUGUCUUACCGCCUCAACACUCACGUGAAGCCCCUGAUCUGGAUCGAGAGUGUGAUCGAGCGGCACGCGCACAGCCGCGUCGAGUACAUGGUGAAGGCGAAGUCUCAGUUCAAGCGGCGCUCUACAGCCAACAACGUCGAGAUCAUCAUUCCUGUGCCCAACGACGCCGACUCCCCCAAGUUCAAGACGAGUGUUGGUAGCGUCAAGUACACGCCAGAGAAGAACUGCAUUGUUUGGACCAUCAAAAGCUUUCCUGGCGGGAAAGAAUAUCUCAUGCGCGCGCACUUCGGCUUCACAUAUUUGAUAUAAGCUCCUACAGACAAUAUCUGUUUAUUUGUUUGUUCGUAGGUGAGAUACUUGAAGAUCAUCGAGAAGUCAGGGUACCAGGCGCUGCCGUGGGUACGCUACAUCACCCAGGACGGCGACUACCAGCUCAGGACCAACUGAUAACCUCUCUACCACAACUGAACACCUCUGCUGCAACUGGAUACCUCUCUACCACAACUGAACACCUCUGCUGCAACUGAACACCUUUCUACCACAACUGAACACCUCUCUACCACAACUGAAGACCUCUACCACAACUUGACACCUCUACCACAACUGAACACCUCUCUACCACAACUCAAAAGCUCUUUACCACUCAUUCAUUUUGAUCAAAAAUGAGAGUUAUUUCAUUCCCAAACUGGAGGUGAAUUGCCACCCUUCGGAGGUAAUGGAGGUGUGAAAGGAAUGAGUCGUUGGUUCAUCAGAUUUGCCAGGUUUUACUUAAGGUAUAAUGCUUGUAUAAGUUGAAUUGGGAACAAGUUGAAACGUUUGGGAGCCUCUGCUGCAUGACAACAGAAUUUUCUCUACUUGUGCAGUUACAUGCGACCUCGAAUAAUCUAAGUGGCGUGACGAAGCAUCGCUGCUCUGAGUAACAUUUUCAUCAAUAAUCAAUUCAUUUUAGUCGUUCAAUGAUAACCAUCUUACGAUCAUUGUUCUUUCUAACCCUACGUUUAUUAGUAUUGGGUGAUGAGGAUGAUAGUAAGUGGCCAGAGCCUGAGUGCCAUUUGUAUUUUCAUUUUGCAUUUUUCGUUUUAAAUGAUCUGGCUCUUGGUUGUGCUACGGUAUUCUCGAGUUAAUUUCUUCAUUGAUUUGUAUUAUUAUUAUUUUUUGUGAAAAGCUGAUACCGAAAAUCUUCUAAUGUAUCGGAUGGGAUGUAAAUAACUCAAUUAAUCUGUCUAGGGCGAGGAACCAUCUUCAUGUGUUUGUGAUCGGCGACGACGUGACUUUUCUGAGAAAUUUUCCACUCCCCUUUUUCAACUGAACCUUUCAACUUUUUGCUCAUUGUAUUUACUUGCACUCUUGCUUUUUACUUUUUAGUUUCAACCGUUCCAAGCAUGUUGCGUUUUCUUCUUGAUAAUCAAUGAUCAGCGUUGGAUGAAAUGGUCGCUUGGUCUACUCAGCUUUGCUGUAGUAAUCGAUCCUGCAUACAUCCAACUAUUAUACCAUUCCGUAUUCCUUCAUAACUAUCUAUUUAAAUUUAUAUAUAUCUGUUGUAAUAUUUCGUAUUCUUUUAUCAUCAUGAAUAUUAAUUAAUUUCUUUUGGCCGUUGUUCUACUUUGCAUUCAGAAGCUGAGUUUGAAUCGGAGGCAGGCUGGUAUCAAAGAGUUGUAACUAUAAUUGCUGGUCAGUUGGUAGCCCUGGCCCGAUGAUUUUCUUGGAUUUGUGUCUAUUCUGCUGUUAUAAUAGAUGUUUUAUUUUAAUGAACAUCUUCCGAACAUAAACUAGGUACUUCAUAGGUACAGUAUGAUGACCUCCUUUACUCAACAUAUCUACACUUAUUCUCUAUUAAGUUGCUGAUGAGCGUUCAGUGUACUCAGUAACUGUGUAACUAUGAAUUAAAUAUUUGAGUAAAUACCUAAUUCUACUUCACCCUGACUAGUAUCCUGAAUGGGAUAUCGUCGUAUCGAAUCCAUCGUCGUUCUGGUUGUGACGACGGCAACGAAGUUCUCACAAAUGAGAGUUUCUUCGUCUUUUCCUCUCGUACAAUUUAUGUUUGAUCAAGUUUUUCGUAGGAAGUUUCUUAUUGCAGUACUGUCGUGUUUUUCUUUCAAAUGCCUGUACUGUGAUGUUUUUAAAGUGCAUUUUUAUGAACUGUACAUUUAGCGUUUCCUACAAGAAUUUAUAAUUGGAAUUUUUACGAACCAAAGCUCGAAGUAAUCCCGUCAAUAACAAGAAGGAAUCGGGAAUAUUAUCCUAUUUCUGAAUUUUAUCUACAGCAUUCAUUGUACUGUGUGCAAUCUUAAUCUUUAUUUUUGUCUCCAUCUCUAUUUAUAUUAUUUCACUUCUGAUGACGUAAUUAGAAGUAAUUAUACGUUAUUCUAUGAAAAACCCACCUUGCCUCAUUGGUAUUCUUUUAAGUGCUGUGUUUUAAAAUCUUCAGUUGCAUUCAUUGCCAAGUUGGCCUUCAGUAGAGACUUGAAUGAAGGUUCUGUGAGAGUCCUUCCAUUGCCAUCCGAACGUAAAUAUUUCUACAAUUUUGUCCCAUCUGAAUUAGGUUUAAAUCUUGUGUGUUCUGUUUGUAUCGAUUUACUUAGCUUUGGAUGAUUGAAUGUGUUUCUUAAAUUUUAUUUAUUAAAUGAGCCUAUACAGUU
Molecule: messenger RNA, 3556 nt
Organism: Hyalella azteca
Lineage: Eukaryota; Metazoa; Arthropoda; Malacostraca; Amphipoda; Hyalellidae
Gene: AP-1mu
Product: AP-1 complex subunit mu-1-like
Exons: 11
Biological process (GO): intracellular protein transport; vesicle-mediated transport
Cellular component (GO): clathrin adaptor complex; clathrin-coated vesicle
Molecular function (GO): clathrin-cargo adaptor activity
Source: RefSeq, a predicted model, not a curated record